AUGGGCGAGGCUGCAACACAAAUCAGCCCAGACAUAAAAGAGGACGAUAUAGUGAUAAGCGGCCUCUCUGGGCGUUUUCCGCAAGCUGAUGACGUCGUUCAGUUCCAGGAAAAACUCUAUGCGAGUGUCGACUUUGUAAAAAACGAUGAAGCUCGUUGGCCUCGAGGGUUUCUGGGAUUACCGGAAAGAAUGGGCACCAUCCGUGAUUUGUCCCGCUUUGACGCUCAACUGUUCGGUGUCAAUCCGAAGCUGGCGCACCUGAUGGACCCCCAAAUACGUCUCCUAUUGGAAUCCUCGUACGAGGCGAUUGUGGACGCGGGCUAUGAUCCGGCAACACUGCGGAGUCGCAACGUGGGCGUUUUCAUCGGCUGCUCAGGGGCUGAAUCCAAUGAAGCAUCCAGCGUCAACACAGACAAGAUAGACGGCUACGGAUUGGCGGGCACCAACAGGACCAUGUUCUCCAACCGCAUAUCUCACGCGUUUGAUUUCACUGGCCCGAGCGUCACCGUGGACACAGCAUGUUCAUCAACGCUAUCUGCACUUAAUCACGCAGUGUUGGCAAUGCGUUCUGGACAGUGUGAAGCAGCCAUCGUAGGCGGCUCUAUGCUAGCCCUAAAGCCUGCCACAGCGCUAGGCUUCAUGCGCCUCGGCAUGCUGUCACCAGAUGGAAAGUGCAAGGCAUUCGACGCGGAAGCUGAUGGCUACGCGCGGAGCGAAACUGUGGGCGCCUUCUUCCUUCAACGAGCCCGUGCGGCUCGUCGAAUCUACUGCAAGGUUGUCCACACCAAAAUCAAUGCCGAUGGCUACAAAAGUGAAGGAAUAUCUUUUCCAUCAGCAAUACUCCAGGAAAAACUCCUUCGUGAAGUCUACGCUGAAAGCAACGUGGACCCAAGGCAUGUGCACUACAUUGAGGCUCAUGGCACAGGAACGAAAGCGGGCGACCCGACAGAGUUAGCAGCCUUGAGCAAAGUAUUCUGCGGGCCGAAACGAAGUAAAGCCCUGAAGAUAGGAUCUGUGAAGAGUAAUCUUGGUCAUAACGAAGCAGCGUCAGGUGUUUCGUCACUGGCCAAAGUCAUUUUGGCUAUGGAGACUGGAAUCAUCGCUGGUGACCUGCAUUUUAACCAGCCCAACCCCAAUAUUCCAUCAUUGCACGAUGGUAGUAUUGAAAUUGUGGAUAAGAACACACCUCUGCCUGAUGGCCCGAUUGGAGUAAAUUCCUUUGGUUUCGGAGGUACGAAUGCGCACGCAAUUCUGGAACCAAUACCAGGGCCUUACGCGAAUGCCACUGCACGCGGUAAGGUGGAGCUGCCGAGACUUGUUCUUCUGGCUGGAAGAACGAAAGAGUCGCUUGAGCGCACUACCGAGCGCAUUGAAGAAGAGGGGCCCUACCCAGAUUCUGCGUACGCUCUUCUCAACAUCGUCGGCCAGCCAAGUGUAACGCAAUUCCCCUACCGAGGCUACAUGUUGGUUCCCGUAGACGACGGGAACGGGAAACAAGUGUCUAAAGCUACUACGAAACCACUGUCGACAAAGCGGUCACUGUGGUUUGUUUUUACUGGAGUUGGCUGUCAAUGGAAAGGCAUGGCUCAGCAAAUGAUGCAAUUUGACGUGUUUGCACGCUCCAUCCAAAGGUCACACGAGGUCCUUAAGGAAGUCGGCGUGGACCUCAUGGAGCUGGUAACUUACAAGGAAGAUGAUGGAGCCGUAGGUCCCUUGUACGGCUGCAUUGCAGCUGUUGAGGUCGCACUAGUGGAUGUACUCUUCGCGUUGGGCAUCAGACCAGACGGCAUGGUUGGUCACUCUCUGGGCGAGAUCGGCUGCGCCUACGCUGACGGAUGCCUGACAGCCGAACAGACCGUGCUCUCCGCCUACUGGCGAGGGCGUUGCGUCGACACGGGUAACCUGCCUCCAGGAGCAAUGGCCGCCGUUGGUCUGACGUGGGAAGAGGCCACAAAACGGUGUCCAGACGGCGUGCAGCCCGCUUGUCACAAUGCAGAGAAUUCUGUCACGGUGUCCGGAGCAGCCGAUGCGGUAGCCAAGUGGGUCGAAGAGCUGAAAGCUGAAGGCGUCUUCGUGCGUGAGGUGAACAGCGCAGGUGUCGCCUUUCACAGCAAAUACAUGGAGAGCAUCAGACCAGCCUUCGUUCAGGCCAUGCAAAAGAUUGUUCCAGAACCGAAGACGCGCAGCAAACGUUGGUUGAGCACUUCGCUACCACCGCACCGCUGGCAAGAGGCCCUUGCGGAAAAGUUCACGCCAGAGUAUCACCUGAACAACCUCGUAUCGCCUGUGUUUUUCUUCGAAGCUCUGCAACACGUUCCCAAGGACGCUAUCUUGAUUGAGGUUGCACCGCAUUGCCUUCUACAGUCGGUGAUGAGGCGCUCCGUUGGCGCUGAAGCGACUUGCCUUGGAUUGAUGAAGCGCGAUGUGGACAAUGUGAGCUUCUUCCUCAACACUUUGGGCCAGUUGCAUACUCUGGGCGUGAAGUUUGACCCAUCUCCGCUGUAUCCGCCUGUGCCCCUGCCUGUACCACGUGGCACUCCCAACAUCGGGCACCUCGUCAGCUGGGACCACUCCCAGCAGUGGACGGUCGCCAAAUGGAAUGAUUUCCCGAUGUUGGCCCAGCUCUCCGAGGAAGAGGUCGAGGUUGACCUCGAGGACCUCGAGCGAGAUGCAUACUUGGCUGGACAUCAACUUCAAGGGCGCAUUGUUUUUCCGGCGGCCGGCUACAUCUUGAUGGUCUGGAAGUCCUUGGCAAAGCGCCUUGGCAAGCCAUUCGACGAACUUCCAGUAGUACUAGAGCAUUUAACAUUUCAACGUGUCGUGAUCCUGCCUAAGACGGGUACCGUGCGGUACCUGGUCAACAUUAUGCGAGCAUCGGGGGAGUUCGAGAUAUCCGAGGGAGGCGUGGUGGUCGCGAGUGGUACUAUUCGUCCAGCUGAACAGAACGAGAGGAUCAUUGACGCGGUGUCACUGACUUCGCCGACCGACACGCUGACGUACGAGCUCGAUGCCGAAGACGUCUACAAGGAGCUCCGGCUACGCGGCUACGAGUACCAUGGCCUUUUCAUGGGCAUACUAAAGGCUGGCAUACAGAAACCCUACGCCAAGAUCAAGUGGGAUGGCAAUUGGGUGUCGUUCAUUGAUGCCAUGCUACAGGUAACCCUCCUCUACAGCUCAAAGCGAGUCUUCAAGCUACCGGCGAAGAUUCAGUCGUGUUGCAUAGACCCGAUUGUCCAUGGCAAUGUUGCGGAGAAAGCUCAAGAAAGCGGCAUAGACGCUCUGUACGAUGACCACUUCAACAUGAUUCAAGCUGGAGGCGUAGCCGUGAAAGGCCUAGGAACAAGCACGCCAACAAAGCGCGUCAUACACCCUCCACCCAUUGUACACGAGUACCAGUUUGUGCCCUACAUAGACAGCGAGCGCACUAAGCACGAGCGACAAGCUGCAAUUCAAGAAUACAUCGACGUAUGCAGUGAAAUGGCUGGACGUGUGCUGAGGAAGCUCAACAAAAAUGAAUUUAGUCUAUGCAAAUUUCCGCAGCAGAACAUUCAAGCACAGGAAGAAAAAUUGCAAAUGUUCCUCGAUAAUAAUCUCGAAAACCAUGGUCUUCUCAAGGUCCUUGCCGUAGUGGAAGAACAGACAGAAAAAUCACCUUUCUUAUCGGAUGGUUUCAUGGAAUCGCUAAUAAACACGCACAAAAAGAAACUUGAAAGCGAUAUGACUAUGACGGCACUGCUUGAGGAAGACCCUUUGAGGCACCUCCUUGAUGUUGUCGUGGAAAACACUAGCCUAAAGUCCCUACAGGUCCUUGAAAUAGCAGCGCCAGGAACCCACUGCAUUCUGGCACCGCGAGUUUGUUCACUAUCAACCGUGAGCAAUAUGCUUCUCAAGAUCAGCUACACCAUUGCUCAGCAUCCUAUGGACAACCUCCUGCCAGAGAAUGUCCCAAAAAAUGCAAAAAUUGUGAAGUGGGAUCCUACGUCCGACGCCAACGAACAACUCACUGAAGCUCAUUUGGUCGUGGCCUGCUUCAGCCCUUGGAGCUCAUACAGCCCCGAUAUUCUGGCUAACAAGCUGUCAAAGCUGUGCAGGGAACAAGGCUUCGCGCUCAUAUUCCAUCGUACUGACGUGACUCCGGCUGAAAGACUCAUAUCAACAGUCGGAAAGCAUGAAUUUGCAUUUUAUACCAGUGAGGGAGUGGAAAGAUUGCUGCGGGCUCAUGGCUUCCAACUGGUGGGCCAGAAGUCAAACAAUGUUUCUGCACUCCUCCUCCUUAGAAAAACGGCCUUGACUGUUGAAGCAGCUAAACCGAUACUUCUCGCGGUGAACAAUGCUGAAUAUGGCUGGGUCGACGUACUCACAGCGAAAGCUUUAGAAGUAGAACAAGAGCCCCUUGGCCAUAAUCUCUGGCUCAUCGCCGAAGACUCCGGCACCAGUGGUGUGGUUGGCUUGACAAACUGCCUUCGGUUGGAGACUGGUGGAAAGCAUAUUAGGUGCCUGUUCGACGCGAGCUUGAAUGAGUCGGAAAAAAUUGACUUCAGCCCAAGCAACCCAAUUUACAAUGACAUCAUCACAAAAGACCUUGUAAUGAACAUCUACCGCGACGGCCAGUGGGGAUCCUUCAGACAUACGAGCCCUCUAAAAAGUGGCAUUCCGAAAAUUCCAACGGAGUUUGCAUGCCUCAACAUAGAGACGACCGGCGACUUGUCAAGCCUGCAGUGGUAUGUGUCACCCCUGAGCUAUGUCGUUCCCUCCACUUCAACUACAAAAGCCAUCUGUACAGUUUGCUACGCUCCGCUCAACUUCCGUGACGUCAUGCUCACCACUGGGAAGCUUUCGUCUGAUGCUCUGCCCGGUCAUUUAGCAACAUCUGAAUUUCUCCUCGGCACGGAAUUUUCUGGCCUCGACCGCCAUGGGCGAAGGGUUAUGGGUGUUGUGCCAGUGCAGGGUUUGGCGACAGCCGUGGCUGUCGACCCAACUUUCUUGUGGGAAGUUCCCGAAACGUGGAGCCUUCAGCAAGCAGCCACGGUACCAAUGGUGUAUGCCACAGCCUACUACGCUCUUCUUGUGCAUGGACACAUGCGUCCUGGAGAAUCGGUGCUCAUUCAUUCCGGAAGUGGAGGAGUCGGACAGGCGGCCAUUUCCAUCGCACUUUCCAUGGGAUGCACCGUCUUCACCACCGUCGGUUCCGAAAAUAAGCGGGAAUUCCUCCUUCGCCGCUACCCGCAUCUGAAAAAAAGAAACAUCGCCGAUUCACGGAAUCUCUCCUUCGAAAAACACGUCCUUCAAGAAACAAAAGGCAAAGGCGUGGACCUCGUGCUCAACUCUCUGGCUGAAGACAAGCUGCAGGCCAGUGUUCGCUGCCUCGCAACCCAUGGCCGCUUCCUUGAGAUAGGAAAAGUCGACUUGUCUAAUGACUCCCCACUAGGAAUGUCUGUGUUCCUGAAAGGCGUCACAUUCCAGGGAGUGCUGUUCGAGCUUCUUCACGGCGAUGACGCCAUUGCAGUCGAACAAAGGCUUCGCGUUGCGGAGUACAUUCGUGCCGGCAUUGAGUCCGGUGCCGUUCGACCACUUGACUACACCAUGUUCCGACGCGAUCAAGCCGAGGAUGCCUUCCGGUAUAUGGCCUCUGGAAAGCACAUAGGGAAAAUAGUGCUCGAGAUCCAGCCGGAAGAUCCCCUGCGGGAACGCGGAACGCUCGCACCAACAAUCGUCGAGGCGACAGCGCGCACGUGGUUCUACGAGCAAAAGUCAUAUGUUAUCACCGGUGGUCUGGGCGGUUUCGGCCUAGAGCUGGCCGAGUGGAUGGUGAACCGCGGAUGUCGCAAACUCCUCCUCACCACUCGCUCAGGUGUACGCACUGGCUACCAGCGCCUUUGUCUUCAUCGGUUCCAGAAGGCAGGAGCCAACGUCAUUGUGAGGAAGAUAGACGCCUCUGAGGAGGACGGUGCUCGAAAGGUUAUUGAAGAAGCUACUGCCAUGGGACCCGUAGGAGGCAUAUUCAUCCUAGCAGUUCUGCUACGCGACGGGCUUCUUGAAAACCAGACAGCGGAGGCCUUUGAGACCGUCUUCAAGAUAAAGAUUCAUGGCACCCGACAUUUGGAUAAACUCUCCCGUGAGAUGUGUCCAGAGCUCGACCAUUUCGUCGCUUUCUCGUCCCUGUCAGCGGGUAUGGGCAACGUGGGGCAGACUAAUUACGGCUACGCCAACUCAGCGAUGGAACGCAUCUGUGAGCUUCGAGCUGCGCAGGGACUACCCGGAAUGGCCAUACAAUGGGGCGCCAUUGCGGAUGUCGGUGCAUUCCACAACGUAAUGGGCGAUGAUGCAACCAUCGCCGGCACCACGCCCCAGCGAAUCAGUUCUUGCAUCGCACUCAUGGACCAAUUCUUGAACCAGAGGCAUGCCGUCGUUUCGAGCUGCGUGAAGGCUGAUCUCUCCACUGAGGACAACAGCAGAAAGCGGGGUCUCGUCGAAGUGAUCGCACGAAUCCUAGGCUUGAAGGAUCCCUCAAGAUUGAGCGCAGCGGUUUCUUUGGGCGAGCUGGGCAUGGACUCACUUAUGGCCGUAGAAGUGAGGCAAGCAAUUGAACGACACGUCAGCCUCACGUUGUCCAUGAAGGAGAUCCGGCAGCUAACCAUCGAUGAGCUACGUAUUUUGAGCGAAGGCACCACAGCCAGCGAACGAGCCUAA
This is a messenger RNA of Rhipicephalus sanguineus (brown dog tick), 6690 nucleotides long. RefSeq names its product fatty acid synthase. The transcript is spliced from 25 exons. The record is from RefSeq and is a predicted model, not a curated record. Gene Ontology annotation, molecular function: oxidoreductase activity; phosphopantetheine binding; 3-oxoacyl-[acyl-carrier-protein] synthase activity. Lineage: Eukaryota; Metazoa; Arthropoda; Arachnida; Ixodida; Ixodidae. Bases 1 to 6690 code for a protein of 2229 amino acids. Gene Ontology annotation, biological process: fatty acid biosynthetic process.